Molecule: messenger RNA, 840 nt
Organism: Saccostrea echinata
Lineage: Eukaryota; Metazoa; Mollusca; Bivalvia; Ostreida; Ostreidae
Product: trace amine-associated receptor 6-like
Exons: 4
Coding region: 1-840 (279 amino acids)
Biological process (GO): G protein-coupled receptor signaling pathway, coupled to cyclic nucleotide second messenger; chemical synaptic transmission
Cellular component (GO): dendrite; membrane
Molecular function (GO): neurotransmitter receptor activity; G protein-coupled serotonin receptor activity
Source: RefSeq, a predicted model, not a curated record
AUGGAAGAUGUCCCAAGCUCCUCUGAUCCCGGAACUGCCUUUUACGUGUAUUAUUAUGGGAUGUUUUUUGUUAUUGCUUGUAUUAACAUACCAGGUAAUAUCCUGGUCAUUGUAACUGUUAUAAAAUCUCCAAAUCUACAGAAACCAUGUAAUUUCUGUAUCGUCAGUUUGGCGUUUACAGAUUUACUUAUCGGAUUCAUUUAUCCCGUCUACAACGUCUCUCAUCUGGAAACCUUGCCAGAAAUUAGUCGUCCAUUAGGCCAGUGGAAUGUUUGUCGGUUUCUGGUGAGUGAGGUCAUCGCAUUGGACAUCUGCUCAUCAUAUCAUUUAGUAGCCAUUACCGUCACUCGAUAUAUCGCCAUUGUGAACCCAUUACGUUAUCAUAUAUACGUCACGAAAAGGUCAACUAAUUUCGUCAUAGUUAUGAUCUGGGUCCUGUCACAGGCUGUUUGUGUAGUAGUGUUCACAAUCUAUAACCCAGAGGAAUACAUCAAAAAACAGGACCAAGUAUGUCAAUACGAGCUCAUCUUCUCCACAGCUCACAUGUGUGUCUUUUUCUUUAUACAGCUGAUUCUUCCUCUGUUAAUUAUGAUUCCUAUGUACGCUAGAAUCGCCGCUAUUGCAAGGACACAGGCAAAAGCUAUAGCAAUUCUUCAACAAAUUUCAUGGCAUAAAAGACGAGCUUGUUGUUGCCAUGUGAAUCGACAUGAAUUAAAGUCAACAUUUAUGGUCUCGAUUUUAUUAGUAUGCUACACAGUUGCCUGGAUGCCAUUUAUGACAUACUCCUUUUACCGGAUAAAAUGUGUCCAUAAUUGUGACAUUAGUCCAUUCAUAAGGUAA